UUUUGCUUUAAUGCGAAACGUAAUUAACCCGGAAAAAAGAGUCGAGAGACAGGGCCGUGGAGGACGGCGGCGGGUGGGGGGAGAAGAGCGCGGCAGGACCGGCGGGGAGCCGCAGCCCCGAGGCGCAAGAGCCCUGGGACCCGAUGCGACCCUUGCUGCGCACAGAGCGGGUGAUGUGAGCAGAGCCCAGGAAUGCCUUAUGUGGAUCGGCAGAACCGAAUCUGUGGGUUUUUGGAUAUCGAGGACAAUGAGAACAGUGGCAAGUUCCUUCGGAGAUACUUUAUCCUGGACACCCAGGCCAACUGCCUCCUCUGGUACAUGGACAAUCCCCAGAACCUGGCCGUCGGGGCAGGAGCUGUCGGAUCUCUGCAGCUGACUUACAUCUCGAAGGUGAGCAUAGCUACCCCAAAGCAGAAACCCAAAACUCCAUUCUGCUUCGUUAUCAAUGCCCUGUCUCAGAGAUAUUUUCUUCAAGCUAAUGACCAGAAAGAUCUGAAAGACUGGGUUGAAGCCUUGAACCAAGCCAGCAAGAUCACUGUCCCUAAGGCUGGGACCCUCCCCUUGGCCACUGAAGUUCUCAGAAGCCUAACAGCUCCUCCCACCCUAGAGAAGAAGCCACAGGUGGCCUACAAGACUGAGAUCAUUGGAGGCGUGGUGGUGCAAACGCCCAUCAGUCAGAACGGUGGGGAUGGACAGGAAGGGAGUGAGCCGGGCUCUCACGCCUUCCUGCGGAGGUCUCAGAGCUACAUCCCCACAUCAGGCUGCCGUCCUUCCACCGGGCCGCCCCUCAUUAAGAGUGGCUACUGUGUGAAGCAAGGGAACGUGCGGAAGAGUUGGAAACGGCGCUUCUUUGCCCUGGACGACUUUACCAUCUGCUACUUCAAAUGUGAGCAGGACAGAGAGCCUCUGCGCACUAUACUACUCAAGGAUGUUCUUAAGACUCACGAAUGUCUCGUCAAGUCUGGUGAUCUCUUAAUGAGGGACAACCUGUUUGAAAUCAUAACCAACUCCAGGACAUUCUACGUACAGGCGGACAGCCCUGAAGACAUGCACAGCUGGAUUCAGGAGAUUGGAGCAGCUGUCCAGGCCCUCAAGUGCCACCCCAGAGAGCCAUCCUUUUCUAGAUCCAUUUCUUUGACGCGACCUGGAGGUUCCAGCCUCGCGAGCGGGCCUAACUCCAUCUUGAGGAGGCGGCCAGCAGUGGAGGAAAAAAGGGCUCUCUGUAAGGCCCCUUCAGUGGCCUCCUCCUGGCAACCCUGGACACCGGUCCCCCAGGCUGGGGAAAAGCUGUUGUCAGCUGAGAAUGCUCCGGAGGACUCUUUAUUCAUGCCUCACCCUGGGGAGAGCAACGUCACCGGGGUGCUGGCUAGUUCUCGAGUCAGGCACAGGUCGGAGCCCCAGCACCCCAAGGAGAAGCCGUUUGUGUUCAACCUUGACGACGAAAACAUACGGACCUCUGAUGUGUGACAUGCACUGCCAUCGUGUGCAGGAGAGAGCUCUGUGACUCAUUUUCUCGGCCAUGGCCGAGGACAGAGGCUAAUGGCACUCACAGUGGAGGGGCCCAUCCAGACGGCUUUUGCUUUUGUUAUUAUCGACACAGUGUAUUUAAUUGGAGGAAGUCACUAGGUUAGACCUACAGGCAUACUCCAUUGCCUCUUGAAUGUCCCUCUCCCCCAGGUUUCCUAGUGAGGGGUUAGUUUUAAUACUUCCUGUCUGGGGGGUAGUUGGAGUCUAGUUUCACCCCUAACCAAGUUCCCUUCCACCUUGUAUUUCUUUUAUCUUCUUGGUUUUGUGUCCGGUCUAUAUAUAGGAUCUCAGGCUAAGCGCUGGUUUUGUCCACCUGUUUUUUGGCUGAAGUGUGGGGAUCAGGCAAAUGGUUACCAUCAGGACUGAAAGGCAUCCGGUGCGGGAGACUCAGCUUACAGCUUGAUUGGGAUCCAUAUGAGAGGUGGCCUUAGAAUCUGGGAGUGAAGGGUGAACUCUGGAAUGUCUUCCCAGGCAGUUCCCUCAGGACACCUCCCAGGGGAGGAGAGGGGGCCUCUUAUGAGUCAUGAGGGCUAAUUAAACUGCCAUAGCCACUUGUGGGAA
Molecule: messenger RNA, 2088 nt
Organism: Peromyscus eremicus (cactus mouse)
Lineage: Eukaryota; Metazoa; Chordata; Mammalia; Rodentia; Cricetidae
Gene: Plekha2
Product: pleckstrin homology domain containing A2
Exons: 12
Coding region: 193-1467 (424 amino acids)
Cellular component (GO): cytoplasm; membrane
Molecular function (GO): PDZ domain binding
Source: RefSeq, a predicted model, not a curated record